This is a messenger RNA of Sturnus vulgaris (Common starling), 846 nucleotides long. The record is from RefSeq and is a predicted model, not a curated record. Lineage: Eukaryota; Metazoa; Chordata; Aves; Passeriformes; Sturnidae.
GUGCAUAUGGUGUGCCUUCGGGGACAUUGAGGUGAUCACGAAGGAAGCAAGCAAAAAAGAAUGGAGAAAGUAGCCAGACUAUCAGAGGAGCCCUUUCGAGGAAGCCAACGCUCCCCUCCUCCUCCUGACAAGGUAAGCUCCACAUAUAUCUCACAUGUCCAGUGCUGCCACACACCUAAUAAGGAUUCCUGUAGCUCUCUGCUGCCAAGAUGUCCAGUAACACACUGUCCUGUUUGUGCAUGGAGUCCAGGUCCCUUUUGCAGGCCCUUGACACUCUUACCCAAAAGGAAUUUCACUGGUUCAUCCCCAGAGGCUUCCCGUGUCCUGAGGGGGGCUCGUGUGUUGGCAAGGAGAGAAACUGAUGGCUAUUACUACCCGGGCCACAUUGUCCAGGAGGUGAAGGGCUCGAGGGAACGAUUUUUAAUUGAGUUUGACCAAAGUUGUGCUCUGAAGGGCAAAGUCCAGCGUGGCCAGCAGGAAACACCUCUCUAUGACAUUCUGCACUACGAGGAUGCCCGGCGACACCCUCUUGCUCCAGGGGACAGGGUCUUGGCACCAUGGGAGGCUCCAGCCAAACGUUUUGGCCCUGGCACUGUGCUAAGGGUUGUGGAGAGCACAGAGGCACCUUUAGGCUCUGCGGAUUCCCCUGCCCCUGAGUGAACGCAUCAUCCUGGAGCUGCAGAUGCCUUUGGCAGCCCGGCAGAUGGUGGUAGAUUCAAGCUUGGAUUACCCAUACCUUGUAGCACCGGGUUAUAGAGCCUCAGGGCACUACAGACAGGGUCACCUGGAGGUGGACUGCUGCCCAGGGGCUCUGUAUUCCACUCAUCCCUGUGCAAAGUGCAGCUG